UGGAGAGGUCAAUCAUGUCCCAGAUUAUCCACAACACCAUGAUGAUUCUACUCUUGAAGAGGAAAGAGUUGCUCUAGUUGAUGAAAUGAAGAAGAAGAAAAAGGACACGACAUUGAUACGGCACAAGAUGGAGCUGACAUUUUCCCUUAGGCGGAGAGAGGUAGUAGAGAAGCAGCCUAUGGUGUCAGAGGUCCAGGAGAGAUGGCCUGCACUGUUUUCCAAGGAGGAGAUAUGUGAAGAAUUUCAUCGGAUCACCAGCAAAGACCUCCUGGGCACUCUGAGGGCAUCCCUUGACACUUAUGUGCCUCGCCUGCUGAGACUGUACCGUGCUAGGAAGGGAGCUUUUGGUCAGAAGAUGGAAGACCUGCUGGAUACACUUGAUGAACAGACAUCGAACAUUGUGUUUCACCGACAGACAGCAGCACUGAGAGGCCUGCCCAUUUUUGUCCGGGAUGACACAACUGAGUUUUUCCUGCAGUGUUUGGACACUGAACCUGAAGAGAGAGUGCUCAGAGGUGUGUCUGUUGCCAUCCUCACCAUCAUUGAAGACGAUGAUGCCACCAUAUCAUCACCAAAUGUGCGAGACCUGGCUGUUGUGUUGGAAGGGGCCAUCAUCCUGCAUGACCUACCAGAUCUCGGUACUGCCUUUGCAUACCUCUUUGGCCUUCUGUACGCCAUGAACAUUGACUAUCCAAAGAAGAUGAGGUAUACCUUCGAAGCAAUUCAGAGUAUCUUUUUUGAGCUUGGCUCUCGAUGCUCGCAGCGCACAAGGUCUCUGAAAACAAAGCUUUUGCUGUGAAUGUUGAUAGGGGAGCUAGACAUGACUAACCGUGUUUCACCUGUUCUAGUGCAUUAUGGUUAAGGCUCAUGUAAAACUUCAAGGCCAGUAAUUUUAACAUUUAAGUCCCCUUUGGCUCUGAAAUAGAGUGACAAAAAUCUGUGAAACUCUAGUGUCAGUUGGACGUUCUUAAGAGGUGCAUAUUGAGUGUUUUAACUAUUCAAGUUCAUCGUUUAUCCUCAACUACAACUUCAGUGUAUACAUGCUUGCAGACAGUAAUUUUAAGAAUUUUAGUCCUGUUUGCCUGUGAAAAAGUUGGAAUUGUGAAAGGCCAGUUCAGAAGAUGCACUGGAUUUUUAUUUUUUGUUAUGUUAUUUAUUUUUUGUAGUAUGUUAUGACACAUUUUGCUAUAACAUGUUAAGUUUUAUUUGUUUUCACAAGAUUUGUGGAAAUUCAUUGUUACUAAAACCUCAGUGCAUUUACAACUGUAAACUGGUCAAGUUUAUUAUGGUUAGUGCUAACCUAACAUUUCAGUGUAUGGGUACACUUGCAUAGCCGUUUUCAGAAUCUAUGUCUUUGCUUUUGAAAAAAAGAAAUUUGUGGCAUUUGUGUCAUAUUUCACAGGCGGCUCUGAGUGUUGAUUUUACUUGUCAUGUUUCUCAAGAGGAAUAAACCGCUAACUGUUCAGCUAA
Molecule: messenger RNA, 1470 nt
Organism: Myripristis murdjan (pinecone soldierfish)
Lineage: Eukaryota; Metazoa; Chordata; Actinopteri; Holocentriformes; Holocentridae
Exons: 4
Coding region: 86-799 (237 amino acids)
Source: RefSeq, a predicted model, not a curated record